Cottoperca gobio is the source of this 550-nucleotide messenger RNA. RefSeq names its product cytokine like 1 (gene cytl1). The transcript is spliced from 4 exons. Gene Ontology annotation, biological process: positive regulation of transcription by RNA polymerase II. NCBI's taxonomy places the organism in Eukaryota, Metazoa, Chordata, Actinopteri, Perciformes, Bovichtidae. The coding region runs from base 1 to 402 and encodes 133 amino acids. The record is from RefSeq and is a predicted model, not a curated record.
AUGUCGAUCUUUACAAACUUGUUUCUUGUUUCGUCUUUGCUGCCGCUGGCACUGAGCUACCCUUUCUUCCCGCCAACAUGCUACAGCAAGGUGCUGAGCAUGGCACGAGAGCUCACCCAGUGGGCUGCAGAUUUGAAGGGGGACCCUGAAACUAGUCCCUGCAUGGCACACAUGCCAGAUCUCUACCUUGACGUCCAUAAUGCGUGUGUGAUGUACAAAAUGAGGACCUACAUCUCCCUGGUGGAAGGCCUGCGAGAUCGCCGCUGUGCCUACACCAGAGAAGUGAGGAAGUUUGGACUCACUCUGAGACAGCUCUUCAUCAUCAUGUCGGAGAAAUGUCACGGGGACUUGGUGUUCACAAUCUAUGACUGUGCUGUGCUGGAGCGCUAUCCUGGAUACUGAGAUGAUAAUAUUACUGUCUGACAGUAAUGCAGUUCUUCUGUGUGCAUCCUUCAGGCAUGUGCAACGACGUUGAGUUUAAAUCUCUGGUUUACUAUAAUGUUUAUCACUAAAACAUGAACUUUAAGCAUCUGUUUUCUGACUGUAAUGG